CUAUGGUUUUGACUAGCGUCUCACAUUAGAUUGAAAUGUAUUGAGUGAUAGACCUGAUUUAUAUCACUGUCUGUGGUGGUACCUCGUUUCCAAUAAUAAUGAAACGUGAAUUUUCAUCGACGUCGGAAGAAAAUCAACCUUCUUCGUCGUCAUGUAUUGACAAGAGAAGGCAAGAGGGAAAAAUUCGUUUAGCUGUUGUCAGUGGAUUUUUUUCAACUGUCGGAAGUCUAUUUGGUAAAUUCGCUGGUGGUGCUGAAGCCAAUUCCAUUUCCGGAUUGCUGCUUAAAGGAGUACUUUUAGUAUUAAUGGUAACAAGCAACACCGUGGGCUGCACAUUUUUCGUAAAAGCACUCAACGCCAGCGGAUCUUCUUUACCGUGUACAAUAACUAGUGCCGCCACCAGUUACAUUUGCUCGGCUUUCGCGGGUUCCUUGAUUUUUAAUGAGUCAACGUCACUGACUUGGUGGUGCGGUAUAUCCUUCGUUAUUUUGGGUUUAUUGCUCAUUAGCCGUACUCCAUCCAAAGACGAUUAUGUACCUUCCUCGAAGAAGUCGAAAAGCCAGUAACUUCUGAAAAUAGUCUUCCUGCUAUUUUUGAAGAUCAUGUGUACUUGUUUUUAUAUAUUUUUUUACAAGUGUAACAGCACUAUCUAUUUUAAUAUGUAUUAAAUGAAAUAAAUAAACAACUAUGUUGAAA
This is a messenger RNA of Frieseomelitta varia, 696 nucleotides long. RefSeq lists its product as uncharacterized. The coding region runs from base 99 to 566 and encodes 155 amino acids. The transcript has 3 exons. Lineage: Eukaryota; Metazoa; Arthropoda; Insecta; Hymenoptera; Apidae. The record is from RefSeq and is a predicted model, not a curated record.